CGCUUGCCCUUGUCAAACCCAAACCUCACUGUUUAUAUGCUAACGUGAAAUGCCUCGACUUGAGUGGCUGACAGACGCAGUAACGGCUGAAACGCGACCUUAAAAGAAGGCUGCCUGUCACAAAGUCAGCGCUACUGUGCCAGACUUGAACAUUUAGAGGGAAACUUUGCCUUUUUUUCUUUUCUGUAUAAUUGAGAAACAUUUUCUGUUAGUAUUAGCACUCAACUUUAGGGUUCACAUAUCAGCAAGCGUGUAGUUUUAUCGGCUAGCAGCUAGCAUGCGUUACUUAAUCGAACUCUUACAGUUAAACUUAUGUCGAAAAACGGCUGAAGAGUGGAAAUAAGAGGCGAACUGAGGCACGUCGAAGCGCACAAAACCUGGGUGCUGCCAGUUACGAGCUCCCUCGGCUCCUGGUGGUGCUGUCCGCUCUCAGUGGCUUGAAUUCAUGAGCGUGCUCUUUGUGUAGUCUGCAGUGAUGGGGAGCGGAGUCCACGAACAACAGCGCUCACUGACACAAGGAGAAGUGGCGCCGUUGCCUUCAUCCAGUCAGUCAGAAGGGAGCUAUGAGGGCAUGAAGCAAACCCGCUCCGUCCUAAACUCGCUGUUCUCGGGGGCUUUAGCCGGAGCCGUGGCAAAGACUGCUGUUGCCCCACUGGACAGAACCAAAAUCAUUUUUCAAGUGUCUUCAAACCGAUUUUCUGCAAAAGAAGCCUACAGGUUGAUCUACCGAACUUACCUAAAAGACGGCUUCCUCAGUCUGUGGAGGGGGAACUCUGCCACCAUGGUGCGAGUCAUCCCAUAUGCUGCCAUCCAGUUCUGUGCACACGAGCAGUACAAGAGACUGCUGGGAGGUUAUUAUGGCUUUCAGGGGAAAGUUCUGCCUCCAGUCCCGAGGUUAUUGGCUGGGUCUUUGGCUGGAACCACAGCGGCCAUGCUGACUUACCCUCUGGACGUGGUGCGGGCCAGGAUGGCUGUGACGCCCAAGGAAAUGUACAGCAAUAUUCUGCACGUUUUUGCACGGAUCUCUCAGGAAGAGGGUAUAAAGACUCUGUUUCGAGGUUUUACCCCAACCAUUCUGGGUGUGGUUCCUUACGCCGGUCUGAGCUUCUUUACCUAUGAAACGCUGAAGAAGUUGCAUGCAGAACGGACUGGUCGCGCACAUCCCUACUCUUACGAACGUCUGACCUUCGGAGCCUGCGCCGGUCUCAUCGGUCAGUCGGCGUCUUACCCCCUGGAUGUGGUAAGGCGGCGCAUGCAGACGGCGGGUGUCACAGGCCACACGUACGGCACCAUUUUUGGCACCAUGAGGGAGAUCGUGUCAGAGGAGGGCUUCAUCCGUGGACUUUACAAAGGCCUCAGCAUGAACUGGGUGAAAGGCCCCAUUGCUGUUGGGAUCAGCUUCACCACGUUUGACCUUACACAGAUUCUCCUGAAGAAGCUGCAUCAGAUGGGCUUCACUGGACAGUGAUGGCACAGAUGGAGGAGAAGGGUGAGAGGGGAUAGAAGGGAUGCUUGGAGACUUUUUCACAGCUGGAUGGAGGCAAAAGCACAGUGACUCAGGUUGUGCAGGAAAUGAUUCCUGCAGUGGAGGUACGGUGGUUUUUGAGAGCAAUAUGAGCAAAAAGGUGUUAAUCACAUUUAACUGUCGAUGUGAACGAGACCUCUGAGAAUCUUCACAAGAGUUUCCAAACAUUUGCAGAGGUCUCAACUGCCAUGCCCGUCUGCAAGCAGUGAUACCAAAGGGACGGAGCUUGCUGCAGAUAUGAAUGACGUGUGUGACGUUGAUGUUGGUACGAGUGUCAUUGCUAACAUAUGUAAUAUCGCCCAUAUCUUCUCAAGUUUUUCUGCAUUGUAAACGUAUCACUGGAUUUUUGAGCAUUAUUUUGUUUUGUCCGACAGUAAAGUUCGCUAAAGUUUAGGCUCGCUGCAAAAUGUGACAUUUAAUUCCCAGAUUCCCAGUGAUCCAGCUCCAAAUCCAUCGGUAUAGAUGGUCUCUGAAAGGUUUACAAUGAUGUGCGUUUGCUGGCAUGACCAUAUCUGGGGUAUUAAGCUGGUUGAAAACACACUCAGAGUGAACACAUAUGUCUUCCUUUUACUACCAGUAUGAUGGAUGAAUAUUUCCUCUCAAAUGACACUAGUCUGACUCCAACACAGCACGGACAACUUUAAAUUCCCACUUAGCUGGAAAUGCUAACGGAAUAAGUUGACUGGAAAUAUGCAAGGAUGCUUAUGCAGUCUGCAAUGUACAUUAUAGAGUUCUGUGAUUUGCCUCACAGCAAAAUCAAAGAUGCCUAAUUAUUGCAUUUUAAGAUGUUAAAUGAAUUGGAGGUGUUUAAAAGAAAAAUCUAUUUUAUGGCCACGUAUCUCAUGAGGCUGCAGGCCCAGGAGAACGUUUGCAGUGUAUUGAUGGAGGCUUACAGUCGCUGUCAAUGGUUUCUAUACUUAGGAGACAUAGUUGAGAUAUUGAGCUGCUGACUGAGAGCCAAGUGGAGCAGAGGGCAAGUCCUGUUAUCUAGUUCCAAACACAGUUAACACAAUCUGUAUGUUUGGUUUGUAUGUUGGUCUGAACAAGCUAGUACAAAAAACCAUAAAAACCUCUAGGCAAAUCCUUUUAUAUACGAGUAGAGUUUUUACUGUUAAGGUAAUUUGAUUAUUGAAAUCAUAUCUGAAUAUUUUUGGCAUAUUUUUUUGGUUACUUUGAUGAAUUUUUCAUCUGUCCAGUCACUCAUUUACUUUUUUUGCAGUUUUUUUUCCAAACAUAAAAGCCUCUUAAAAGAAUGUGAAAAACAUGGGUUUCCACAGCUUUUCUCACAUCUCCGAGCAUCACAAAAGCAAAAGAUUAGACUUGAGGAUCCAGUUAUUUACAUGGAUUCAUACGUGUGUGGAAAACGUUUUUUCACUGCAGCACAGAGAAGCAGAAAGGGCUGUUUUCACCUCAGGUGAGAGCAAACAGGAUUCCUUGUUCUUUUCCUUCCCUCCAUCGGUCUGAUGAGCUGUAGAUAAACUGUAUCUACAAACAGAAGCAUCGUCUUUUAGUCGCAAUCUAUGAUUUUCUGGACAAAGACAGUAUCUGUGAUUGGUGUGAGACACAGAGGAGCUGCUGUGUUUACAAUGCUCAGACCCUGGAAGGUCAAUGAAUGUUAUUUACUGAUUCUUAAGUGCCUAAAGAGGAGUAGAAAGGUUUUUACUAUGACUAACUUCUUUGGAGAGGUGGUUCUGAUUUUUCGCCUCGUCUCUGCGUUGAAGUGACGAGUUCUCAGGAGGCAGCCGAUGUCUGAAAGUUUGGUGUUGUGAGACUGCAGUGACUGAAUGUAUUACCCUACUAUUAGGUUUUUUUGUGUGACGAUUUUGCAAAAGCUUGAACUGCCAUGCAGAAUCCUGCUGUUCCGUUUGUGAUUUAUUUUGGGAUUCAUUUUAAAAUCUAAAAAAUAAACAAAAAAAAUCCCACUUUCAGUAUUUUUCUUAACCCGCCUGUCAUGCAGAAAUGAAAAUGAAUUAUUAAUUUUGUAACAUCAAAGGAGUUGGGUGAGUGGAGAAAGAACACCUAGACAAUCAUCAAAUGCCAAAAACAUUAUUAAAUAAUUUGCAUUUGCUGACAGCAGCUUAACGUAACAAAACUAAAGCACUACAGUAACUACAUUCAGUACACCCUGACUUUUUUUAAGGGGGGACUCCAUCAUUGAAUUGCAGACAUGCUCUUCUGUAUUGUUGCAACACCUUGUACGAUUUUAGUGGCAGUAAAACAUUUUUUAAAUCCUAGUGCCAACUGAAUGUAAUGUAACUGAGAAAUCACAGCCUGUGUCAAACGUUUCGUGAUGAUGCUGUUUCUGUAGGAAAUGUUCUUAAAGUUCAACAAGUGAAAUAAAACUGGAUGUUAACAAUUA
Molecule: messenger RNA, 3884 nt
Organism: Oryzias latipes (Japanese medaka)
Lineage: Eukaryota; Metazoa; Chordata; Actinopteri; Beloniformes; Adrianichthyidae
Gene: slc25a42
Product: solute carrier family 25 member 42
Biological process (GO): transmembrane transport
Cellular component (GO): mitochondrial inner membrane
Source: RefSeq, a predicted model, not a curated record